Molecule: messenger RNA, 5774 nt
Organism: Wyeomyia smithii (pitcher-plant mosquito)
Lineage: Eukaryota; Metazoa; Arthropoda; Insecta; Diptera; Culicidae
Exons: 7
Coding region: 1465-3432 (655 amino acids)
Source: RefSeq, a predicted model, not a curated record
UGAAAAAAAAUCAUGAAAAAAGCCUUGUUUUUUGAGCGCUUGGUGAAUAUUACCCCUUUAAUGAAAUUCCACCGAAGACCUCUUCUUGUUUGGCUCCUAUACACAGAACUGCGUAUAGCCAGAACAAUCCACUUUACUCUUGCCUGAGGGCCUUCAACGACGUUGAUGUCUAUCAUGACUAUACUAUUUCUAAGAAUGUUUAAAAAGAAGAAUUGAGAAUAGGUAGUGUAUUCUUACGAUGUCUGUACGAAGACGAAGCAAUAAAUAAUAAAAACGUAGAAUUAAAAAAAUUGGUCAUCCCAGAUUUGUUCUGAAAAAUAAUUUUUUAAACAGAUAAUUUAGUUGCCUAAAACUGUUUUGAACAACCACUUUGGUUUGUUCAAAACUCUUUUGGGAAAAAAACUUGCAGAUAACUCUGUUCAUAUAAAACCCAAGUGAAAAAUGAUCUGGGACACAUUAUUCAAAUUGCAAAUCCAGUCUCGCGCGAAGAUAAAGUUUCGUGACAUCUUCAACUUUCCAACGCGCACGUGGAGGUUAACGGCCAGAACUUUGAGGAGAGCUUCCAGGUCAAUAACGUCAAACAUUCCACAGCUUUUCCAACCGCGACCGCUAUACGCUUCGCUAGUUUCUUUCAAAUAUUGUGCCAUCAGAGAUCCAAAUAAAACUUGGCUUAUGGCUUAUCUUCUCAACUCGAUGACAUCCAGCGAAAUUUAUUGCUGCCAGAAAAUGGGUGAUAAAUUUUUCUCGAUUUUCUUCGGUAAUUAAUCGGCAUCGUAAAAAUGUAAACAAGUUUUCUCUUGCCGAUUUUGAAUGUCUUUUUUUUAAUUUCCUCUAUAAUUGAUAGUCUAAUAAAAUGCAGUGUUAUAAUUAUCAGUCUAAUUUGGUCGGAAGUUUAUCAACCGUAUAUAAAGAUAUAAAUUCAACUGGACUAGGCGCUUUAUCCCUCCUGAUAAACGCCCCCGUCCAACGCGUAACACAAGACCUGAAACCUUAUCUCAUGUUCCACACCAACCCCGGGCCCACUACGGUACGACGAGCGUAGCUCAAAUAAACCACGCACUGGAACAAGUUUUGAUUUUAUGAACGUGUAGAAAUAGAUACCAAAAUGCAAAUAAUAACAUUUCGGUUAUAAAUGCUAAAUUCAAGUCCGUCCCCUGUCUAUGUGCUUGCGCUUGUGCUUCAACGGCGCUGCGCCGCUUGUUUUUCAAACUUUGUACGCUGGCUUUCGGUUGAGUUCAGUCGAGAGCCGCGCGCUGGUGGAAGAAUCAGAGCGAGCAGCACGUCGUCCGAUGGGGCAUAUUUAUUACAUUUGCGUGAAUCAGCGAUCAAUCUGUGCAAAUAAAAACCAGUGGCGAAUCAAAUGUCCUUGUACGAAAAAAAAUUACAGGGGAAAACGAGAAUAACUUGAACCGCCAGCGGAAGUCACCGAAGGAGCACUCCCACAACCUGGACCAACAGCAGCCGAUGUUCAACCCGUCGAAACAUUUGGAUGUCUGGUUGGCCAAUGCCAUACGCGGUCUGGAGAGCGGAGGCCCGGGUCAGGAUUCAUCCGAUCAGCUGGAUAGCCCCACACUGAAGGGAAGCUUUGCCGAACCGCUGUCGCUGCCGCCCAAUUUGAAUUACAUCGACGGAUCACAUCUGUCCUCCUCCACAUCGGGUCUCUUUUCGCCAAUCCAACAGCAGCAGUCACCUGUGCCGAAUAUCAUACCGCAGCAGUUUUUGCCGCACCAGUAUCACCGCUUCGGCUCCUGUCUGGUGGCUAACGACGGCAGCGAGUUUGCCAGUUUGCCGCCUCGGAUUAAUCAUCACCCAAGCCAAAAUCAGCAAACUCCACCCAUCGGUCAGCUGUACGGACGAAAGGCUGCCCUGCAGCAGCAGAAUUCCGGUUCGUCAUUCCACGAUCUGCUCAGCUCACAACGCGUAAUGACGGACCCCUACAUUAAUGACUCAUCGGACAACGAAUCGAAGAACAGUUGUGCCAAAUCGAAGCAGGAGAUGGCGGAAGCCCUACUGGCGGACCUCAACAUGCUGAACGCCAGCACAUCGCUCAACAACAAUGGCAGCGCUGGUGGCACUCCCGGGGGUAACAACGGAGGUGGAUUCAUCGGCGGCAUGUCCAGCGGAAAUACCAGCAACAAUCAGAACAAUUUGGUCCUGGUGUUGCUGAAGGAGAUAAGCAAGCUGCACGAUACCAAUAAGAAGAUAUGUCGUAAUUUACAUGAAACCAAAGUGGAGAUGGAAGCUUUGAAGCAUACCUCGCACUGGGGCCUUAGUCACCGUAGAGACAGCAUGAGCGGCCUGAGCACUAACAGUCAGCCGGUAGGAAUGCGUUACAAUAGCUUUGGGUUGCAGAGCCCCGCACCGACUUAUCACUCUCAAGGCAACUACACGCCCGGCAUUGUGACGGAUGUUAUCCGAGAGAUUCGAGAAGUGUCCCGUGUCCGCGAGGAAGCUCUGAUGGAGCGUAUGAAGACCAUGAUCGAGGAGCGCUCGUGGGCGCUGAAUGAGGCCAAUUUUCGGCUGCAAAAAGAAUCGGAAGAAAUGAAAAAGUCUAUCCAUUCGGUUCGCUCCGAAAUGAACCAGAUUGUCGACCGGAUGCUGAAGUUGGAGAAUGAGGUUAUUAAUUUGAAGGCACAGCUUAACCAUCAGCAGCAGCAACAGCAGUUUGCGGCCCUUCGAGAGCGGGACUCCUUCGUGCAGGGUUUACCGACGGGGGGCAACAGUGCCGCCGGAUCGCAAGCAGCUGCUAACAAGCUUCGGAGAAACAGUUUGCAUUUGAACUAUGGCCGGAUCAGCAAUGCCGACGAGUUUUACAGCAAUAACUUUGCGGACGCUAGCGGCGAACUGCGCUACAGCAACGGAAGCAACAUGCGAAAGUUUGGUGAGAAUAAUUUUGGCUCGGCGUUUAAUGGUGGUGGCGGUUUUAGUGAGGAAAUGCAUGCGGACCCCUCGAACGAUCAGGUGUUGUUGUUGGAGAAGGACGCGUUUAAAUUGAGACGAGAGCUGCAGGAUGCGCUGGCCUCGAAGCAGGAGUCGGAAAACCGGAUCACAGCUUUGGAAAAUAUUGUAAGCACUCUCAAAGAACAGGUCCCGCAGGUAACGCCGAUGGUUUCAACGCACCAACAACAGCAGCAUCACGGAUCCAUCGUUGUUCACCACCAGGCCCCGUUAGCGACUCCGGGUGGGCUCCUGGCGACUAACAACGGCGUCAACGAUGUCCAACAGCAGCAGUCAACUACCGGAUCGUUCUUUCUGCGCAAUAGCAACAACGCCUCGCCUGGUAUUGUAACUGUACCGACGCUUCACCAGCUGCCGAAAGCUGCUUCUCCAAAGCCACAAAAAGCCGCCCAGGUGCAGAGUCUUGUGACGCCGACCUACGUGCAUCUAACCAGCGGGGGCAUCAGUGUGACGGGUCCGGUGACGGAUUUGUAGGAAAGCCAGUCCGACAGGAGGGAUCCUACCAUUUUGACGCGCUACCUUCGUUCUGUAGUGGGUUUUGUUUCAUCACUUUACGAAAAUGACGAAUUUGUUUUGUUCUUUGUAAUAGUUGGUAUUAUUUUGGCCCCGGUUGCUUGGGUAGUUUUCCGUAUUUGUUAGCCACGUUGGGAAAUGGUUACAAGCAGGGCUAUGUUAUCUGAUCAUUCCCGCGUUAGAUCAGUUGCCGUUCACGAAAUCGGAGCUUUUUAUAGAGACAGGAAGCACAGUUUUUCCCACAGGCCAAAUCGAUCAGCUGUGAACAGGUAGGCUUUUGUGUUAGGCAGUGACACGUGAUAAACCGAAAAACAGUUGGUUACGUUCUAUGAGUUGCUGUUGGUCACCACGGAUAUUAGAUAUCAGGCUUAUGUGGAAACUUGAAACCUAAGCGAGAUUCUAUCGUUGAUUUUUUUAUUGCACACCGGAAUCGACGCAUAGCUGUUCUUCUCGGUUUUCUGAUGGUGAUCUAAGCGCUACGCCUUUUCGGUUAUUUUGUUUAUAAAUUUUACAAAACUGUUUCAAUAAUUUUAUGGUUCGAACUCUUGCAAGGCGACAUCCAAAUUCGUGGAAAAAAUAUAUCAGGACUGUAACUGAAAGAGCUGAAACUACCAAGGCUUAAACUGAAAUUAGGCAACAAUGAAAUAUUCUGAAAACUUCCUGCAAAUUAUGCUAUUUUCGGAAUGUUAGUAGUUUGUUCAAUUCUCAUGUUAAUAAUAGCUGCUUAUGAGUCAGCAAAUUUUUGAAUGUUUUGAAUGGCAUAAUACAAUGUAACUGUAAUGUAUUAUGUGAUAGUUUUAGGUAUAUUCUAUCGUUCUCGUAUUUUAUAGUUUUUUCAUUUUUUUUUGUCGUGUAGCUGAUAUUUUAUUCUUCGUCUAAUUUUCGGCUUGUUAUUCUUGUUUUAAGCUUUUUUAUUUUAUUCUUUUUGACACUUGGCUUCUCUAACUUCCUGCUUUCGUCAUAGCUCCGACGUGUAAUUGAGUCGCUAAUUUGAGAGCUCGUAGCCUUAUUUUAUCUUGAUUUAUAAUUCGAAACUGUCGGGAAUGUUUUAUUGUCGUGUUUUACUUAAUAAUACGCUGCUUGAAAUCUGCAAACAGCUGAUAAAGCUCUAUGAUGUAUGUAUGUCCCCGUUCGUUCGACAAUAGCCUACAGUAACCAUUUACCAACGUAUCGACCAACACGAAGGAAGCUCGUCAAAAUGUUCUAUUCCUCCUGGAGCACGUACUGGAAUAGUUGGCUGAUCAAAGGAAAAGUAGAAAAAGUAGAAACCAGAAGUGCCAUUGCCAACAAUUUCCCUGUGAAACGUUCCGACCCAUAAAUAUGAUAGAAAACGAAACCGCCAAGAGGCGGUUAAUAGAGCACAUUUUUCUACCAUUUAUAGGAUAACCCUAACAAACUUAUAUGAUGAAGCACAUCCGCAGUUUAUUCGAAAUAAUAACGAUUACCGUUUUUUUUUGAAAAGUACCAGAAUAUGACCUAGAUCAUCUAGGUUAGGCUAAAUCAAAAGCAAUAACAUAAAUGGCAGCAAGAAGAUGAUUGAAAUGGUCAAAGAGUAGUUGAAAUUACGCUGAGCCUUGCAAGGUUUUUAUAUAUUUCGUACUAUACUUAAGAAGCUUUCAUUCCAUUUGCGUUAAUGGUUUACAUGUGAAGAAAAGGCUUGCUCCACAACGGGCUCAAAAGUAACUCAACACUGCAUAUAAACCAUACGUAACCAAAACUUAUUUAAAUUACGCGGUUAGCAGAUUGGAAUCUUCGAUACCACAUUUUCAACAAUAGGUUGUAAAUAUACCUCUAUAUGUAUCUACAUUUUACAGUAACCUAGAGAUUAAUAGUUUUACGGUUCGUUCGAAGACAAAAAUGUUGUAACGUUUCCUUAUUUAUUCCGUUGUCUACUAUUUUAUUUUAGAACAAGCCUGGGGCAUCCAAAAGAUGCCCCGAAUUGGGAUACGGUGAAGGGUACAAAAUUCGUAAUCACAUGCGCGUUAUCUCGAGAGAAAAAGCCGUUCCGAAGGCGAAAAAGUUUCAACUGUUGUGUAUAGUGUAUAUAUCGGUUUUAGACGUUGAUGGAAAGUUACAUGAACUUUAACGAACGAAAGAUUGAAUAGCACCGCGACGAAUUAUUUUAGAAGCUGCUUAAUGAUGAUGAGAGCACCAACAGAUAUGAUCCUAUUUUUCUGUAUGGUAGUAGAGCAGAGGAAGAGGAAAUGCAAGCGGUACUAUUUUUUUAAAUACUUAACAGUAGACUGUAAAAUCAUUAAAGGCAAAUAUUCAAAACAAUAAUAAAGCAAUUACACCAUUUUAAA